This is a messenger RNA of Cooperia oncophora, 708 nucleotides long. The record is from the annotation of a GenBank genome assembly. Lineage: Eukaryota; Metazoa; Nematoda; Chromadorea; Rhabditida; Trichostrongylidae.
CUGCUUUUUCAGGACAUCAAGCAUUGCUGCUUCAAUUUGCAGUCCACGCUUUACAAACGCUACAUCAAGUACUACCUCGAAAAUGAGGACGAACAUCUUGACGUUUCACAACUGAAAACCAACUGGAAAAUCGAAAACUCAUGGGUGAGGAAAGGUACUCAGGACGGCGAUAACAAGGCUGAUAUGCUGGAGAUCUGCGUGACGGCCCGACGUCGUUCAACGACGCUUGCCGUCGAGUUGACUCUGCCAGUGCUCAUUUCUGCACUUCUCUUACUUAUAGCCCCAUUCUUCGGGAAAUUCGAUCAACAGAUCAAGGUGAAGAUGUUUGCUUUGCUGCUGCAAUUCAUGAGCUUCCAAUUUAUGGCCGACAAAACGCCUCAACUCGGGUUUGGCUCCACCAUCCCAAAAAUUUAUGUCUUCUAUGCGUUCACGUUGGCCGUUACCGUUAUCAGCCUGAUUAUCACCGUUUUAAUCGCCGCCAUGAGCAGAAUAAAGAGGAAAGUGCCUCCAGCCCAUCGCUUUACACUUCUUGCUUCUGUUCUCAACGCCAAUCUGUGCUGCGGCUCUGAAGAGGAACCAGUGACGGACGGCACUUCUUCCAAGGAUGCCUCAGCGGACUGGCUCCAAAUCCAUGCAGCCACGAACAAUCUCGUCAGCUGUAUCACAAUGAUCGUCUAUGUGAUUGGCGCUAUUGCUAUCGUGUUCUAG